CUCCCUCCCUCGAGGCUCACUCGCGCCCAGCGCGCUGGCUCCUAGCGGCCGCCGGGCCGAGCCGCCCAGCCCCUGCCGGCCGCGCCGGGACCGAUAAAGGAGCUGAGAGUCAGGUGGGGGCGGAAUGGUGCUCAAUGAUUCCAAAGCAUCUUUGAUCUGCCAGACCGAGGGGCCUUUGCUGCUGGCCAUUCUUGGACCAUUCCAGAGAGGACAGCCGGUGUCUUUGGAGUGAAAAAACAGGAUGCCCCCUGGGGUCGACUGCCCCAUGGAAUUCUGGACCAAGGAGGAGAAUCAGAGUGUGGCAGUUGACUUCCUGCUGCCCACGGGGGUCUAUCUGAACUUCCCUGUGUCCCGGAAUGCCAACCUCAGCACCAUCAAGAAGGUGUUGUGGCACCGCGCCCAGUAUGAGCCACUCUUCCACAUGCUCAGCGACCCUGAGGCCUACGUGUUCACCUGCGUCAACCAGACCGCGGAGCAGCAGGAGCUGGAGGACGAGCAGCGGCGACUGUGUGACAUCCAGCCCUUCCUGCCGGUGCUGCGCCUGGUGGCCCGAGAGGGUGACAGGGUGAAGAAGCUUGUCAACUCACAGAUCAGCCUCCUCAUCGGCAAAGGCCUCCACGAGUUCGACUCCUUGCGGGACCCCGAGGUGAAUGACUUUCGCACCAAGAUGCGCCAGUUCUGCGAGGAGGCGGCCGCCCGCCGGCAGCAGCUGGGCUGGGAGGCCUGGCUGCAGUACAGCUUCCCCCUGCAGCUGGAGCCCUCGGCCCGGAGCUGGGGGGCCGGCACCCUGCGGGUCCCCAACCGGGCCCUCCUCGUCAACGUCAAGUUUGAGGGCAGCGAGGAGAGCUUCACCUUCCAGGUGUCCAGCAAGGAUGUGCCCCUGGCACUGAUGGCCUGUGCCCUCCGGAAGAAGGCCACGGUGUUCCGGCAGCCGCUGCUGGAGCGGCCUGAGGACUACACCCUGCAGGUGAACGGGAAGCACGAGUACCUCUACGGCAGCUACCCCCUCUGCCAGUUCCAGUACAUCUGCAGCUGCUUGCACAGCGGGCUGACCCCCCACCUGACCAUGGUGCACUCUUCUUCCAUCCUCGCCAUGCGGGAUGAGCAGAGCAACCCUGCCCCCCAAGUCCAAAAACCGCGCACCAAACCGCCCCCCAUUCCCAUGAAGAAGCCUUCUUCCUUGUCCCUGUGGUCCCUGGAGCAGCCUUUCUGCGUGGAGCUGAUCCAGGGCAGCAAAGUGAAUGCGGAUGAGCGGAUGAAGCUGGUGGUGCAGGCCGGGCUCUUCCAUGGCAACGAGACGCUGUGCAAGACGGUGUCCAGCUCGGAGGUGAGCGUGUGCUCAGAGCCCGUGUGGAAGCAGCGGCUAGAGUUUGACAUCAACGUCUGCGACCUGCCUCGCAUGGCUCGUCUCUGCUUUGCACUUUACGCCGUGAUCGAGAAGGCCAAGAAGGCUCGGUCCACCAAGAAGAAGUCCAAGAAGGCGGACUGCCCCAUCGCCUGGGCCAACCUCAUGCUGUUUGACUACAAGGACCAGCUCAAGACCGGUGAAUGCUGCCUGUACAUGUGGCCUUCCGCACCAGACGAGAAGGGGGAGCUGCUGAACCCCGCGGGAACAGUGCGGAGUAACCCCAACACGGAGAGCGCUGCUGCCCUAGUCAUCUGCCUCCCUGAGGUGUCCCCCUACCCUGUGUACUACCCAGCCCUGGACAAGAUUCUGGAGCUGGGGCGGCACGGGGAGCACGGGCGCUUCAGCGAGGAGGAGCAGCUGCAGCUGCGGGAAAUCCUGGAGCGGCGGGGGUCCGGGGAGCUGUAUGAGCACGAGAAAGACCUGGUGUGGAAGAUGCGGCACGAGGUCCAGGAGCGCUUCCCGGAGGCGCUGGCCCGCCUGCUGCUGGUCACCAAGUGGAACAAGCACGAGGAUGUGGCCCAGAUGCUCUACCUGCUGUGCUCCUGGCCGGACCUGCCCGUCCUGAGCGCCCUGGAGCUGCUGGACUUCAGCUUCCCCGACCGCCACGUGGGCUCCUUCGCCAUCAAGUCUCUGCGGAAACUGACGGACGACGAGCUUUUCCAGUACCUGCUGCAGCUGGUGCAGGUCCUCAAGUACGAGUCCUACCUGGACUGCGAGCUGACCAAGUUCCUGCUGGACCGGGCCCUGUCCAACCGCAAGAUCGGCCACUUCCUUUUCUGGCACCUCCGCUCCGAGAUGCACGUGCCCUCCGUGGCGCUGCGCUUCGGCCUCAUCAUGGAAGCCUACUGCAGGGGCAGCACCCACCACAUGAAGGUGCUGAUGAGGCAGGGCGAGGCGCUGAGCAAACUGAAGGCCCUGAACGACUUUGUCAAGGUGAGCUCCCAGAAGACCACCCGGCCCCAGACCAAGGAGCUGAUGCACCUGUGCAUGCGCCAGGAGACCUACCUGGAGGCCCUCUCCAACCUGCAGUCCCCGCUGGACCCCAGCACCCUGCUGGCCGAAGUCUGCGUGGAACAGUGCACCUUCAUGGACUCCAAGAUGAAGCCCCUGUGGGUCAUGUACAGCAACGAGGAGGCGGGCAGUGACAGCAGCGUGGGCAUCAUCUUUAAGAACGGGGACGACCUCCGCCAGGACAUGCUGACUCUGCAGAUGAUCCAGCUCAUGGACGUCCUGUGGAAGCAGGAGGGAUUGGACCUGAGGAUGACCCCCUAUGGCUGCCUCUCCACGGGGGACCGCACAGGCCUCAUCGAGGUGGUGCUUCACUCAGACACCAUCGCCAACAUCCAGCUGAACAAAAGCAACAUGGCAGCCACGGCUGCCUUCAACAAGGACGCCCUGCUCAACUGGCUCAAGUCCAAGAACCCUGGGGAAGCCUUGGAUCGAGCCAUUGAGGAGUUUACCCUCUCCUGCGCGGGUUACUGUGUGGCCACUUACGUGUUGGGCAUCGGUGAUCGGCACAGUGACAACAUCAUGAUCCGCGAGAAUGGGCAGCUGUUCCACAUUGAUUUUGGCCACUUUCUGGGGAAUUUCAAGACCAAGUUUGGAAUCAACCGUGAGCGCGUCCCAUUCAUCCUCACGUACGACUUUGUGCACGUGAUCCAGCAGGGGAAAACGAAUAACAGUGAGAAAUUUGAAAGGUUCCGUGGCUACUGUGAGCGAGCCUAUACCAUCCUGCGGCGCCACGGGCCUCUGUUCCUUCACCUCUUCGCCCUGAUGCGGGCCGCCGGCCUGCCUGAGCUCAGCUGCUCCAAAGACAUCCAGUAUCUCAAGGACUCUCUGGCCUUGGGAAAGACAGAGGAGGAGGCUCUAAAGCACUUCCGAGUGAAGUUCAACGAAGCCCUCCGGGAGAGCUGGAAGACCAAAGUGAACUGGCUGGCCCACAACGUGUCCAAAGACAACAGGCAGUAGUAGCAAGCUUCUGGAGGCCCCUGGGCCUGGAGGGAGCAGACUGCCGGCCUGGGGAACCAGGCACCCUCAGCCAUCCUCUGGGGCCCCGAGAGCCUGAACCGCACCCCACGGGAAGGAACCUACAUGAUUGCCUUUUGUUUACACUGGUUAUUUAUUUAUGACUUGAAACAUUUCAGGAACUCGACAGCCAUAAACGGAAAUGCAUCCUUCGUGCAGGGGAGGGGCGUCCUCAGUCAGAGCCCCCGGGCUUUGGUGGGAAGACAGAGUCGGGCACUUCAGAGGCCGCGCCUCACUAAGGACUGUAACCCCGAGUCUUCCAGCUGGUGAAUCGGGACCCGGCAGAGACUGCUGUCCCCUCCGGGAAGCCUGCCUUCCUCCCAGGCUCCCGCCGGGCUGCCCGGGGCUUGGCCCCUGGCAGUUACCUGGUGCCCACUUCUCCGUUCACCCCCUCCACCUUCGUGCUCUCCACGGGCUGAGCGCGGGGCAGCUCCCAGAGGGAGUCUGGGUACCCUCUAGAAUCAGGGAUGCUUGCUUUCCACUUUUAAAGUGACUCUUGGGUACGGGAAAUCCUCUCCUCUGCUGUAAAGCGGUUUUGUUUGCGGGUAAGGAAAAAAAAAAAACAAAAAACAAAAAAACACCCCAACUACUUACGGACCCUCUGUGGCUCAGAACAGCCUCCGCCCCCAUAAAGUAUAAUAUAUGCUGGUCCUCAAGACAUUAAAAAGAUCUGAGCUUGA
Messenger RNA from Lynx canadensis (Canada lynx), 4113 nucleotides. It is a transcript of the gene PIK3CD, whose product is annotated as phosphatidylinositol-4,5-bisphosphate 3-kinase catalytic subunit delta. Bases 242 to 3376 code for a protein of 1044 amino acids. The transcript is spliced from 24 exons. Lineage: Eukaryota; Metazoa; Chordata; Mammalia; Carnivora; Felidae. Gene Ontology annotation, cellular component: phosphatidylinositol 3-kinase complex; cytoplasm; plasma membrane. Gene Ontology annotation, biological process: cell migration; phosphatidylinositol-mediated signaling; phosphatidylinositol 3-kinase/protein kinase B signal transduction. The record is from RefSeq and is a predicted model, not a curated record. Gene Ontology annotation, molecular function: 1-phosphatidylinositol-3-kinase activity; 1-phosphatidylinositol-4-phosphate 3-kinase activity.